Molecule: messenger RNA, 1830 nt
Organism: Cuscuta campestris
Lineage: Eukaryota; Viridiplantae; Streptophyta; Magnoliopsida; Solanales; Convolvulaceae
Source: the annotation of a GenBank genome assembly
UUUUAUAAAAUACGAAGUACUCCGUACAUAAAAAGCCUGUGGGCCGGGUUGCAUGUGGCCCGUUUGGGAGAUGUGGCCGUGAUGUUUGGCCCGUUUGGGUGUCGGGUCAAACAUUUAAAAAAGGUCUCCGUGUGCUUUUUUUCCCCUAUUAUCGCUGCUCGCUCUCUCUUCUUCGCGCUCCCGCCACUGGAAACCUAAAGCAAACAGACAAAUCUCUUGUCAUCAUCAUCAUCUUCUUCUUCUCUUCCAUAUGCCCACUUCUUCUACCAUUCAUUCGGCCGAAACAACUGAUUUAUCAGGUAAGCGAAAGCGAGAGCCAAAAUAUGAGCGGGAGACCGAUUGGACUCUGAAGAAACCUAAGGAAAGAUCCGAGGAGGAUAAGGAUACAACGCAAGGACUUGCUGAUAAUCUCCUCCCAGAGGUCGAAGGAAGGGUCGAGUUGUUGGAGACAAAGUCUGAGGCUAAUUUAAUUCCAGUCAUGUUUAAUUCUUUCUCUCCUUAUGGUCUUGCUAACACACUUGGCUGUCAAAUUCAGGGAGCUGCCUCAAGGAAAAAGACGCUCAUUAUUGACAAUCUCUCGUCUCAAGCCAGAAUACCAAACAUGCAAGUAGCACCUUUAAUUUCCUCUUUCGUUCUUGGAGCAAGGUUUUCAUUACUAACAUUUUAUCAUCCAUUUUACAGCAUCAAAUUCUUCAAAGAUGUUGGAAAAGUUGUAAAUGUUCGAAGAAUUGUAAACUCCAUUGGCAAGUAUCUCGGCUCUGGCUCUGUUGAGUUUGCUUCUCCUAACGAAGCAAAGAAGGCACUGGAAAAGAAGAACGGUGAAAAUUUGUGCGGUACUAAUAUUACUCUUCGCUUGGCUAAGACAACUCAUAACCCUCAAAGACCCGGCAACAUGUUCUUUAAAGAUGUUGGAAAAGUUUAUAGUGUUCGACUUAUUGUAAACCACGAGGGUAAGCAUGUGGGCUGUGGCUUUGUUGACUUUGCUAGUGCUAACAGUGCAAAGAAGGCGCUGGAAAAGAAGAAUGGUGAAUAUUUGCACGCUCAUAAGAUUUUUCUUGAUGAGGCCAAGACAGCUCCAUGCUCUCCACGACAAAAGUACAGCCCUGUAGAGAAGCUUUGCAUCAACUUCUUCAGAGAUGUUGUAGAAGUUGUUCAUGUUCGACUUAGUGUAAACAGAAAGGGUAUGCUUGUGGGCUUUGGUUUUGUGGAGUUUGCUUCUGCUGACGAAGCCAAGAAGGCGCAGGAAAAGAAGAAUGGUGAAAAUUUGUGCGGUAAACCAAUUACUCUUAGCGAGGUUACGGUGGCUCCAUACCCUCCAAAAAACAUGUACGAAGACUACCUUCGAGGAGAGAGCCUUCUGAUAGAAGAAGAUGAGGCAGUGGAAGGACUUGAUGAAUUUGUUGAGGAAGUUUCUUCGAGAAAAAGGACACUCUUUGUUGAAAACCUUCCUCCCAAAUGUAAAAUAAGACAUAUUGCCAAUUUCUUCCAUGACUUUGGAGAAGUCAGUGUUCGACUUCUUGUAGAUUACCAGGGCAAGCAUUUGCGCUGUGGCUUUCUUAAGUUUGCUUCUGAUAUUGAAGCAAAGAAGGUGAGAGUAGUUUUGUAGUAAUGGUGAAAAGUAUGCGAGUAGUCAUUUGAAAAGUAGUGUAAACUUAUGAUUAGGGGUGUAAAUAGGCAUUAAUCGGAUCGAAUGUGUGCAUGUGUAUACUCAAAGGGAUGUUUAUGCAGAGCGGAUUAUAAAUGGAUCGGAUGUAUGAUUUCCGAAUCCGUAUCCAUUUAUCAAUCGGAUGUCUUUAAUCGAAUUACGGAUAAUAACUUCUUUGAACGGAU